This is a messenger RNA of Malassezia globosa CBS 7966, 459 nucleotides long. RefSeq lists its product as uncharacterized. Bases 1 to 459 code for a protein of 152 amino acids. The record is from RefSeq and is a predicted model, not a curated record. Gene Ontology annotation, molecular function: protein-N-terminal glutamine amidohydrolase activity; protein-N-terminal asparagine amidohydrolase activity. The transcript has a single exon. Gene Ontology annotation, biological process: protein catabolic process; protein modification process. NCBI's taxonomy places the organism in Eukaryota, Fungi, Basidiomycota, Malasseziomycetes, Malasseziales, Malasseziaceae.
AUGGGCUAUGCAUAUGAAUCGCUGGAGGAUAUCGAUCCAUUUCUCGAAAACCCAUAUGAAGGCAACAGUAUGACACUGUUGCUAGCACGUGAGUUAUCUCAGCGCCUCGAUUGCUAUGUGGUUGCAGGGUUUCCAGAGCGAGCUUCGAGUCACACGUUUCGAGAGCUUGAGCCGACCGAAAAACGCCACGACGCUCGUCAUAUUGAGGAAAAAAAUUUGGAAUCGGCCCAUCUACCCCGCAUAUCGCGCAAAGCAUACAAUGCGGCGCUACUCACAGAUCAGAAGGGAAAACUUGUCAAGGUGUUUCGCAAGCACUUUUUGUACGAAGCUGACACACCAUGGGCGGACGAGGGGCCUGGAUUCGAGUACGUUGAAUUGCCCGGCAUUGGACGCCUUUGUGUCGCUAUCUGCAUGGACUUGAAUCGUGCGUACUAUUUCUAUGAAUAUCGCAACGAUUAA